Messenger RNA from Gossypium arboreum, 2418 nucleotides. Its product is annotated as plant-specific TFIIB-related protein PTF2. The record is from RefSeq and is a predicted model, not a curated record. Bases 162 to 1742 code for a protein of 526 amino acids. NCBI's taxonomy places the organism in Eukaryota, Viridiplantae, Streptophyta, Magnoliopsida, Malvales, Malvaceae. The transcript has a single exon. Gene Ontology annotation, biological process: DNA-templated transcription initiation; transcription by RNA polymerase III; transcription preinitiation complex assembly. Gene Ontology annotation, molecular function: RNA polymerase III type 3 promoter sequence-specific DNA binding; RNA polymerase III general transcription initiation factor activity. Gene Ontology annotation, cellular component: transcription factor TFIIIB complex; transcription preinitiation complex; nucleus.
AUUCUUCGUUGAAUCAAACAUCAUUUAUAAUUUUGAGAAUUAUCCAAAUUUUAUUUUCAAAGUUUAGGGUAUUUAGCCUACCCAACCGCCGUUAAAAUCCACCCAGCUCUGCUUCUUUGCCGGACAUCCAAAUAUUCCAUUAGGAAAACCACCAAACCGAAAUGCCGUGUAGGUGCGGAAGUCAUUCGACCAUUCGCGACGACCAGACGGGCGACCUCGUCUGCUCCAAAUGCUACACCAUCCUCGAUUUCGACAACUACGAAGCCCAAAUCGGCGGCAUCACCGGUCCCACAGGCACCAAUAUCCACAUCGGCUACGCAGGUACCGGUUCUCUCUUCUCUUACAAAGACAGGAAAAUCUACCAAGCCAAAACCUUAAUCCACGAAUUCGCCUUGAGGCUUGACAUAACUUAUUCUGAAAGCGACAUUACUUCUAUGAUCGAUGAGAUCACCGAUGGGGAAUUCGGUGAAGGCGAUUGGUUUAAUGUUCUAAUCGGUGCUUGUUCUUAUGUUGUUAUGAGGAGAGAUAAGAAGUUUUUUCCCGCCGCCGAGGUUGCCAAGGCUGUUGGUUGUGAUAUUUAUGAAUUAGGUAGGAUGAUUGCUCGUGUCGUUAAGUUUCUGAAAUUGAGUUUGCCUGAGAUUAGUAUCGCCGGUUUGUUUGAAAGAGAAUUCAAUAAUUAUAUGAAUAGGAAAAAUGUGGCUGAGGAUAAGAAAGAGAUGAUGAUGAAACAAGGGAUUUUUUUGGUCAAUUGUGCUGUCAAGUGGUCUUUGACCACAGGAAGGAGGCCUUUGCCGGUGGUGGCAGCAGUGAUGGCGUUUGUUGCCGAGUUGAAUGCGGUGGAUGGUUUGAAGAUCGAGGACGUGGCAGAGCAUGUUCAUGCCGUGGUGUCUACUUGUAAGUUGAGGUAUAAGGAGCUCUUGGCCGCACUUGUCAGGGUUGCUCAAGUGUUGCCAUGGGGUAAAGAUAUUUCAGUGAAAAAUGUGGUCAAGUAUGCACCAUUUGUUAUUCAGUAUAUGGAGCUAAAGUCGAUGGAAGUGCCUGGAGGAGGAGGUGAGAGGGUUGAGCCUUUUGAUAUGGAAGAUGUGAUUAGUGAGUGUUUGCAAAAAGUUGCUGCAUAUGGGAAUGAUGAGAACCUUUCAAAUGGUGAUUCUCAAUAUUUUGAGGUAAGGAAUAGAAGUGAUUUUCCUACAUUAUCUAGUGAUAAUGAUGGAAAUAACCUUAAGCUUUCACAUGAAUGCUUGUCCUUGAUUUAUUCAACGUUUUCAAACGAGGUUGAUGCUGAGAAGUUGAAUGGACAAAGUGGACAGAUUCAUGUGCGAAAGAGGAGGGGGCUCGAGCCAUAUACAUGUCAGGAUUGGUGGAGUGGGAAAUCAGAAUUAAGUAAAAAGCUUCUUCUAAAGCAAAUUUUGGAAAAAGAAGUAGGUUUUGAUAUGAUGCCACCGUCUUUUAUUGCCGGUUGCAAGGCAAAUGAGAGGAGAAGGCAAAAGAUUAAAGCCGCUAAGGUGCGAAUCAAUAAGAUAGUGGAUCCAUCCUCUGCUGGUUCAGAUGGUAGUGACAAUCUUAACUCUUCAGAAGUUGCUUGUGGUGGGAAGAAGAGAAAGAGAAGACAAGCCAGUGAAAUUGAUUGGGAAGAUUUUGUUAUUGAAGCCCUCCUUUUGCAUCGGGUUAAAGAAGAAGAUAUCGAGAAAGGGCAUUAUCGAGCUUUGCUAGGUUUGUAUGUCUUUAACUCUGGGACGAUAUGAGAGCUUUUAGUCCAGAAGACAUGUCUGAGAAUCUUGCUUCUUCCUUGGACUAACUGGAUUUUUGUAUAGAUUGUUUUGUCCACAUCUGUAUUUUUAGCUUUUUACAGCAACGUGAAACUUUUUGAUGGAGGUACUAUUGAUAAAAAUAGAAGGGAAAUUUUGGGGCAGAUCUUGAAUUUUAACUCUUUAACUGGGAAGAAAUCCAGUCACUUAUUUCCAUUUUUAGUGUACCUUUUACUUUGUUUACAGUAUUUCUAAUAGGGAAAUUUGGUAUUUAGAUCUUUCAAAAAUAAUUUAAGACGUAAAGUUUCAACUGUAAAAUUAGAAGUCAUUUUUUAUGCUUGUAGGAAGUAUUUUGUGAUAGCAAAGUGAUAACCAACAGAAACUUCACCAACUAGACAAUGGUCCAAUAUUAUUAUAAAUAGUAAUUCACCAUGGUAAUCAAUUAAAAAUAAACUUCUCAAACUACAAAAUCUUCCAAGACAUAAGGGACCACAAAAGUAAACAUAAAGUGCUCAAAAUCUGAUGUAUGCUAUCCAUCUAACACGACAAGUAAUCAACCUAAAAGGCCUUUUACCCUACCAUCACCAAUUAUGGACUACUACAUAAACAAGUUGGGUUUGGAAGCCUUGUAUGUUGUCUUAAGCUUCCUAGUAGGUGGCCUGACCUUCUUGAA